AUGUCGGCCUUUGUCCCCCUUCCCCCGCUCCCACUCUCCUCCUCCAAGUUUUCCAAACCACGACAGCAUGCCCCUCCCAGCCGCCAUCUCACCUCGCGCCGGCACCCGACUGCCUCCCUAGCCCAGUCCGAGGCCGUCAAGUCUGGGGCUGCCCCCGUCGGGACGGACGCUGCCCUGCAAGAGAUGGUGCGGCGCUCCCUAUCCAGCCAAACGCCUUUCACCCGCCGCAUCGCCGUCCUGGGCUCCACUGGCUCUAUCGGUACGCAGACGCUCGACAUCGUCCGAGAGGCGCCUCACAUCUUCUCCGUCUCCUCCCUCACAGCCGGUUCGAACGUCGAAUUGCUUGUGAGACAGGCUCGCGAAUUCCGCCCGCACGUUGUGUGUAUCCUGGACGAAAGCCGCAGAGAUGAGCUCAGGAGCAAGCUUGAUGAUGCUCAAUGCAAGGACAUUAGGGUCGUGUGCGGGUCGCAGGGGGUUGUGGAAUGCGCCGCCGAGACGGAUGCUGAUGUCGUCGUUACGGGUAUUGUUGGGUGUGCUGGGCUGCUCCCGACUGUUGCCGCGAUCAAGGCGGGUAAGGACAUAGCGUUGGCAAACAAGGAAACCCUUAUUGCGGGUGGGCCAGUUGUGGUCCCUCUGGUCAAGAAACACGGCGUCAGCAUGACAGCCGCUGAUUCAGAGCAUUCAGCCAUAUUUCAAUGUUUGCAAGGCGCCCCGCAAGGCGCGCUUCGUAAGAUCAUUCUCACCGCAAGUGGCGGCGCUUUCCGCGACAGGCCCGCGAAGGACUUGGCAAGUGUCACGCUAGCGGAUGCACUCAAGCAUCCUAAUUGGAGUAUGGGCGCGAAAAUUACCAUCGAUUCAGCCAGCCUGUACAACAAGGCGGCCGAAGUCAUUGAGGCGCACUACUUGUUCGGAUUGGACUACGACAACAUCGAAGCCGUCAUCCACAAGCAAUCCAUCAUUCAUUCCAUGGUCGAGUUUGAAGAUUCUUCCGUCCUCGCCCAGCUGGGAUGGGCGGAUAUGCGCCUCCCGCUACUCUACUCCAUGUCGUGGCCCCAUCGCGUGUCGAUGCCUUCUUUCAAGCCGCUCGAUCUCGUCGAAAUAGGUUCCCUGACGUUCCAAGAGAUCGAUCGCCAAAAGUAUCCCAACAUGGACCUUGCGUACAUUGCCGGUCGCAAGGCGGGCACAAUGACUUGUGUGCUCAACGCCGCAAACGAGGCCGCUGUGGAGAUGUUCCGUGAGGAGAAAAUCCAUUUUCUAGAUAUCCCAAAAAUUAACCAGGCCAUGAUGGAUAGCCAUCGCGACGACUUUUUGCAAUAUCCCACACUGGAUGAUAUCGUCCAUUUUGAUACUGUGACAAGGAUUCACGCCAGGGAACUUGUUGCGAGCGGAAAACUGGGCUAG
Molecule: messenger RNA, 1401 nt
Organism: Chondrus crispus (carragheen)
Lineage: Eukaryota; Rhodophyta; Florideophyceae; Gigartinales; Gigartinaceae
Product: Putative plastid 1-deoxy-D-xylulose 5-phosphate reductoisomerase
Exons: 1
Coding region: 1-1401 (466 amino acids)
Biological process (GO): isoprenoid biosynthetic process
Molecular function (GO): NADPH binding; 1-deoxy-D-xylulose-5-phosphate reductoisomerase activity; manganese ion binding
Source: RefSeq, a predicted model, not a curated record